Messenger RNA from Microthlaspi erraticum, 591 nucleotides. The record is from the annotation of a GenBank genome assembly. Lineage: Eukaryota; Viridiplantae; Streptophyta; Magnoliopsida; Brassicales; Brassicaceae.
AUGGCGACUAUUUUCAGACCUUCGAUUUCGAUUGAUCUACGACCAAAGGUUAAUUGUACAAAUCUCUCUCCGAAAGAACGAAUUGAGUUUCAGAAGAAGAGUUUGAGGAAAGAGAGGCUCAAUGUAAGGUUAUGUAGCUUGAAGGUUAACAAAGCGCAAGGAUCAAUUGAUGGGCUCACUGUGGUAGAAGAGAAAGUGGUUAACAAUAAAACCGAUUAUGGAGUUGUUGGGGUUCACCAUGUUGCAGUGCUCUGCGAGAACCUAGAACGGUCGCUCGAGUUUUACCAGAACAUUUUAGGCCUUGAGAUCAACGAGGCAAGGCCACAUGAUAAGCUUCCGUAUAGAGGAGCAUGGUUGUGGGUAGGUUCUGAGAUGAUUCAUCUUAUGGAGCUUCCAAAUCCAGAUCCAUUAACUGGUAGACCCGAGCAUGGAGGCCGUGAUCGACACUCUUGUAUCGCAAUCCGUGAUGUUUCAAGCCUGAAAGAGAUUUUUGACAAAGCUGGGAUUAAGUAUACGCUGAGUAAGUCAGGGAGGCCAGCGAUAUUUACUCAUGAUCCAGACGCAAACGCUCUUGAGUUUACUCAAGUUUGA